Messenger RNA from Pygocentrus nattereri (red-bellied piranha), 2087 nucleotides. RefSeq names its product properdin. The transcript has 10 exons. NCBI's taxonomy places the organism in Eukaryota, Metazoa, Chordata, Actinopteri, Characiformes, Serrasalmidae. Bases 138 to 1451 code for a protein of 437 amino acids. The record is from RefSeq and is a predicted model, not a curated record.
CUGAAGGCAAAGGUCAUGGGAAAGGAAAGCUUUUACUGUUAAACCAUCCUCAGACCAGAAGACAUCAGGGCAAGUCCUGAAGUUAGAGAAGGAAUAAGGAGCUGAAAUAUCCGGACUUCAGAUCUUUGUAGGCAACAAUGAAGACGAUCAUGCUGUGCACGAUACUCCUCCUGGUGCUUCAUAUUCAGCCAACAGUCUCCCAAAAAGUUCCGUGCUAUGCCGGCUUUUCUCUGACUGAUGGAACCUGCAGUGGUAUUUUGGGAGAAGUGACCAUUGACGACUGCUGUCUGAACUCCAAGUAUGGUUAUCAGGAAAAUGGAGUUUGCAAGUCCUGUAGAACCGCUCAAUGGUCUGAAUGGUCCCCUUGGAGCGAGUGCUCAGUGAGUUGUAUGGAGGGAGUGCAGCAGAGACGACGUGCUUGCUAUGGCAUUGGCAGGUGCUACGAUCCUUACAGGAAAGGGAGCAUCCAGACUAAACCAUGUGUAGACAGGGCUUGCUGUCCAGAAAAUGGAGGAUGGUCAGAGUGGAGCUCAUGGUUUCCAUGUUCUGUUACAUGUGAAAGCGGAAUCAAAAAGAGGAACAGGAAGUGCACCGAACCCGCUCCCAAAUGUGGUGGCUCUUGUCUUGGUGACAGUGAAGAAACUGCACGUUGUGACACAGGGAUUGUCUGCCCAACUCAUGGCAGCUGGUCUUUAUGGGGCAGCUGGGGUCCCUGUAUGGGAACAUGUCAGAACGAGGGCUUCCCACCUCCUGAACAGCAGCGCCGUAGGACCUGUACGAGCCCUCCACCGUCUGUGGUGCCACGUGGCAACAACUGCCCAGGUUCCGAAACGGACAGCCAGCCCUGUACAGAAUUACCUUUCUGUAAAGUGAAUGGAAACUGGGGAAACUGGGGUGGUCUCUCUCCAUGCUCUGUGACAUGUGGAGUGGGACAGCAUAUGCAACAACGAACAUGUGACAAUCCUGCACCAAAAUAUGGUGGCCAGCCGUGCCAAGGGGUGGACACCAGAAACAUACUCUGCAAUACUAAUAAAUACUGCCCAUUUGAUGGUCAUUGGAGUGAGUGGGGUCAAUGGACUCCGUGUAAAUCACCCAACGAUAGAUCAAUUACAUGUAAGAACAGACCGGGACAUCGGAGAAGAGAGCGAGAUUGUUUAGGCAGACAAUACAGUGGGGAGUACUGUCCUGGGGAAGGUGUGGAACACAAAACCUGCUAUGACAUCGACAACUGCGAGGAGGUAAAUGUGUACUGGUCAGAAUGGAGUAGCUGGAGUUUGUGUAAACCGGACUGUGGAAAGAAUUCUAUUCAGAGGAGAAAGAAGGAGUGCAUUCCAGACAUCUCAAAAUACAGCGACAAGAACCUUGAGAUGUUUUCAGGAACCCCCACUAAGAAGUGUCCACCUUCAGACACAGAAGAGUCUAGACAAUGUUUCAAUCUCCCUGAGUGCUAGAGCCAGUUUAAGCUCAUUUGAUGACUGCCAUCAAUGCGAUAUGAAGCAUUAAAUUAAGCUUUUUCACAGUGUUUCUAUGUCAGUGACUUGCAGCUUCUGUCUUGCUUCAUUUUAGUCAUUAGAAAACGUUCUUCAGUCAAAGAAAACUAAAACUCUGGAACGCUAGUUACAUCUACACAGUUGCAUGGACUUAACAUUUUGAUGAAUUUGACUGUUUUUAGACGAUAUGGCUACGUCUACUCAGCUGUAUUUGAAAGUGAUGAACGGUUAGUGUUAUAUUUUAGAAAUCUAACAUCUACUUACUAUUUUCUUUUUUAGCUUAGUAACAUAAUAUUGGUGACUGAAGCUGUAUUGACUGGUCAUGUCAAACCUAUAUCGCUAUCAUUGUGAGGUUUACCAUUUUAUUUUAGACCAAGAAUUCACCAAUAAAGAAAAAAUAUCACCUAACAAACUUCAGUUCCUCCGAUGGGAGAUGCAGGGUGUACUAAGAUGUUCCACCACAGUUCUUUAAGUUACUCAGUGCUAAGGCAGUCUUUUGACUUGCACCCUUCCUGCUUCUGCGCGAGAUGCUUAUUAUAAAAAUACAUUUACUCCUGCUCAACUUGUUAUUUCAAUAAACUGCUUUUACUCAAGUAA